AUGCCGCGUGUCGCCCUCUCCAAGCUCUCGGACAAGAGCUACGGCCCACGCGAUUACAUCCAGGGCAUGAUCAUGUCCCUCAAGGAUUACUCGGCUCAGUCCCAACGCGCGCAGCUCUCACUACAGUCCGAGCCCUUGGACCCCGAGCACAGCGGCGACGACAUCGACGACGACGACGACACCGAACCUAGCCCUGGCCCGGACAGGCGAGUAGCGACAACCUCUUCGGGAUCAACCAGUGUCGAAGUCCACCUUGUCGGGCCAUGGGCCGCCCAAGUCCAGGGCCGGUUCGACAUCGGCCUCAAGGUGCGAUUGAGCCUCCACCGCGCCGCGAUCAGGCACGUCGAGGGCCGGCGAUCCUGCAAGCUGCUCUAUAGCAAUGGAGUCAGCUUUGAUCUUCAUCGCAAAAGUGGCAAUCGCGUCAAGUUCGAUGUACUCGGUAAGCCUCCGCUCACGCGCCUCCCCUCUCUAGCCCCCGCACGUCCUUCGAUCCCCUGUCAACUGACUUUGUGGGGGUUCACGAUCUCUUUUUCGGCCGCCCCAACCAGGUUCAGGUCCGCCGGUAACCGCAGCGGACAGCACCGCUGAAUUCAUUCGAUACCCAGCGCACGAUCAGAUUUCCGCUGGGCCCAGUAGAACGGAGCAAUCAAGCCCAUCCCAACCCCCGACAGCUCAGCAGCAUUCUAAAGAGAAUGCACCACUUCCCGCCGCUGAGUCGCACAAAAGGCCGCAAGAUACCGACGGCGUGUUUCCGACCUCCAAUGAGCAAGGCAGUAAAAGCAAAAAGAACCGAGCAAGUGCACUUGGUACUGCCGUUGCUCCGGCGCACGCAGUGUGCCCGCCUCCACCCAAGAGAAAACCUCGAACCGCCUGGGGGCUCGUCACGACAGGUGUCGAGUAUAGAGCGGAAAGACGAUUCGAAUAUCUCCCCUUCAGCGAAAUCGAACAGUCAAAGAAUCAACGCCACUUGGACGUUAUGGCAAUCGUUCUUAGCGUGUCUUCGAUUGGGAAAACCGAUGGAAAGGGUCAGUUUCUUCGAUCCUGCCACGAGCAGGGACAUUGCGAGCUCCUAUGUUAAGCUUCAUCCUGAUCACCGCCCUCCGCCCCAUUUGUGAUACGGCGCUUUCAGACUACAAAAUCACCCUCGAUCUUAGCACUCCGGACUACGAUCAACCUUUGACCGCCGAGUACUUCGCACCCUCCCCGAACGACGUCGUUAACCCCGAGAUCGGAGACGUCGUCAUUCUUCAGCGCAUGAACGUGCGUCUCGUGGCUGACUGAGUUUGCGAGUUUCUACCUCAUGACUGACCCAUAAUUGAUACGUGCCCCCUCAAAACAAGUGCAGUGGAGCAAAGAUCGUCGACGGUUCAUCGGCUAUUCAGACAAUCACCCCCGUUCCGCGGUUCUGAAAAGGGCCGCUUUGCUUCGGGACUCGAACACCGCCGAGGCUCCCAUCAUGAUCGGAGCGCAGUCUGAAAAGACACUUGCAAUAUAUGGCAAGGCCGAGAUCGACUACGCGAAAGACAUGGUGAGAGCCGAUUGUAGCGCGGCAUCGGCGAAAACGAAUCUGGCAAACUCUCUGCUCGCAACGACUGGUACUACUCUCCUCCCCAGCAUUUCGCGAAAGCCCAAAGCAUCUGGCCGGAAAAUGACCAAGAUUAUGGAUAUGAGACCCGACGUCUUCUGCGAUACUGUUGUCCAGGUGAGUUCUGACGACAUUCCAUCAUUGCCGUCUCGCUGAUAAACUCUGUUCAACGUUUCAAUAAGAUCUUGCGUAUCUACGCCUACGGGAACGAGAACCUCAAAACCUUGGGCCCCAACGAGCCGGUCUCGAUCUAUGUCACCGAUUUCACGGAAAAUGAUCUACUCUACGAUUUCGACGACCAGAUGGAAGACGGUCUUCCCGGUCAAUACGUGCUUCAAGUGUCCAUCUUUGGCUGUCAAGCGCAACCACUGGACCAAUUGAUGAGACCGGGCAUCGGGAAGAAGCCCGGACAGGGCCGCGCCGUGCACCUCGUCAACCUCCGCCCCAAGCUUAAUCCCAACGGCUACCUUGAAGCGACAAUAAUGCCCGAUCGGAAGUACGAACGAAAGCGUGACGUCAUCUUGUUGGGUCCAGGUAGCGCCUCGGAUCCGUGGCUAGUCGAUAUCCACAAGUUUGUCUUUCCAUCUGGAGGUCCAUGCUUAGGAGAUACCGAGCUGAGCCUAGGCGACUCUGUCAUCAUUUGACUCAGACGCCGCCUAGCAUACCAGGCUGCGCAAGCUGCGGCAGAGCCCGUGCUGGCCCCCAUUUUUGUCGCACCCAUCGGCAUACCAUCCGACCGCUCAGCAGCGCCAGCUGAAUCUGCUAGGUCGAGUCACCGUCAAUCAGCUGCUCACGGACCGGAUCGUAAGCCUAUCUUUCCACUUGACGGAAGCAUGAGUUCUACAGCUCACGAAUCUUGCUGACCAUUGUGUGAAUAUGACGGCGUCAAUAGCCGAGCUCACGUACUCAAUGUCGCGCAUGAUCAGCUCCGACCUAGUUGGCGACUUUCGUGUUCGAGCUCGUGUUGUCCACUUUUUCCCCGAGGCGGUCCGUUGGGUCCUAGCCUACUGUGCGGAACCUAGUUGUCGUCGAAAGUAAGGAAGCAGUGGUGUCAAAACCUGUGACCCUCCCUCUCCUCCUCUGUGGCUGACAGACCAGCUGCCUCUUCUUCAACACGCCAGACUACCCGCCAACAAAGACAGCUGCCUCGAACACCCUGGCGCAGCUUUCAAUCUGCGGUAUUUCUUCCACUUCGAGCUCGUAGACGAAUCCUUGCAAGGCAAAACAAUUGCUGUAAAGUUCGAUUCCGACUCUGACUGGGUGAGUCACAUCUGCCCAAGCAAAGUCAAUUGUGUGAUACUCACCUCCGGACCCUUCCCGUCCCUUUUCCCCGCUAGGCCGGUUUUCUUCCGAAUCUGCCCCCUGUCAUGGGCAUGCGCCGGGAUACUUCGACGCAAAGCCUCGAGUUGCGUCAAAGAUUCGAUGAGAUACUCGGCGGUGUGACGUCGCUUCACCACCGAGGCAUUUCCAACGUCCCCGAGCAGAAUUGGGGUCCGCCCACGAAGUGGAUCAUCCACAAGACCGCAAGUGGUGAAUACCUCGUAGGCGAGGGCAUGCGUUUCCAAUGA
Microbotryum saponariae is the source of this 3153-nucleotide messenger RNA. Lineage: Eukaryota; Fungi; Basidiomycota; Microbotryomycetes; Microbotryales; Microbotryaceae. The record is from the annotation of a GenBank genome assembly.